AUGGCUAAUAUUUCAGAAGCUGAAAGCGGCCUUGCAUCCGUCGACGACGGGUCUCCCUCGUCUCGAGACGCUACCGAGGAAGAGAUUGCAUCUAUGAGGCAUGUCGUUGAUAACAUACCGCAAAAAGUCUGGGUUUCCUUACUGAAUGCACCAGGUGAUAGUGCUGUUCCAGGUGCUCUUGGACUUGGACAGUCUCGAGCGACUAUCGUCUUCAAUGCUUUCUACUUAUUCUCUUACUUUGUACCAGUCCCGUUUGCCAUUGCAUCGGACACUUGGCUGGGGCGAUACACCGUUCUCUGUAUCAGCUUGAGCUUGUAUUUUUGUGGUACACUUGUGCAGUUCAUAACGUCUCUACCCUCUCUUUUCAGCCAGGAAUCAGGCAUGGUGGGAUUUGCAAUCAUGAUGGUCUUGAUAGGUCUUGGUGUUGGGCGUACAAAGGCAGCAAUCACACCCUUCAUCGGAGAUCAAUACCCGGUCAAGCUUCCACAAAUCAAGACCUUGCCGACUGGAGAACGCGUGAUCAUAGAUCGAACUUUGACCUUACAAUAUGUGUACAAUGUCUACUACUGGAUCACCAAUAUAGCCGCCCUUUCUAUUCUUGCGUCAACUUAUCUUGAGAAAGAACGUGAGAGGUUUCCAGCUCAAGGCGGUGUCUUGCUGAAAGCCGGGAAGGUUCUCGGAUAUGCUAUUCAAGAUAGGUUUAAAAUCGAUGCCGCGCGGCCACGCUGGCAAUAUGAAAAGCACAACCGGGUAGUCCCAUGGACGGAUCGUUUCGUUACAGAGAUCAAGAGUGGUCUGUGUGCAUGCCAAGUAAUGCUUUGGUUCGUCUUGUUUCAUCUUGGCAUCAACCAGAUGACCAACAACCUGGUUUCACAAGCAGGUGAAAUGGAGCUCACAGGCUUUCCCAACGACGGUAUUCAGAUUCUGAACCCAAUCGCCUGCGUUAUACUCGGUCCAAUCAUCCAGAAAGUACUUUACCCAACUCUUGCGAGAUAUCACAUCCCCUUUGGUCCACUCAUGCGCAUGGCCAUGGCUUCCUUUACGAUGGCAGCCACGUUUGCCUAUGCAGCCGGUGUGAAGAAGAUGAUCUAUAACUCUGGUCCCUGCUACGACGCUCCGUUGGCGUGUCCUGCCGCAGAGAGAGCCGGACAGACCCAUCUGCCCAAUACGAUCAAGGUCUGGGUGCAAACGCCGGUCUACGUUAUCCUAGCCGUGUCCGAAAUCUUCGGCUUUGUCACGCUUAGCGAGUAUAGCUACAGCAAGGCACCUAAGGAUAUGCGCACUGUGGUUCAAUCGAUGCGACAGCUCAGUGCUGGCGUUGGAAGCGCUAUCGGUAUAGCCCUCGGUUCAGUUUCACAGGAUCCCAAAGUAUUGUGGAUGUAUGUCGGGCUGGCAGUAAGUUUAGGGUUGGCAGGUGUGGUGUUUUGGGUGCUCAUGGGUCACCUUGAGAAAGAUAAUGAAGAUGUGAACACGAUGUUUCUAAACGAAGACGAAAGUGCUAGGGGCCAAACCGAGGACCGCAUCGUGGCUGCGGUGCGCAGCUAUGACAAACCUAUCCAUGCGCUAGUGACGGUCAACAAUGCUGGCGCAAUCGGUACCGCACGAGCUUGUCAGAUAUUGGGGUUCCGCUCUGCGCCACCAAAGUCAUAUAUCAUUGCUGGAGACAAAUUCAAAACGCGGGAGAUGGAAACCGACAGUGGAGGGGCAUUCAAGGUCUUUAAUCUAGACGAGCUACACGCACGAUUGUUGUCCAAAACCCAUCCGCCCAUUGAAUACCCUGUGAUUGUGAAACCCUGUAUGGGGUGGGGUAGUGAAUGCGUUUUGAAAGUGCAGACCGAAGGCGAACUCAUCCAAGCAUAUAUUGAGGGACCCGAGGUUGAUGCCAAUUUCAUCCUUAUUGAUGGAGAUGUCACCUUCUUCGAGGUUGCGGACGACUUUCCCAAGACUGGCGACAAUGCGGAAAACCCGUUGGAUGCGUCCUUUGUGGAGACAUCUAUGGUUCUUCCUACAGGACUCUCUCCAAAAGAGAUUCAAGUCACGAAGGAUUCACUCCAUCAAGCCCUUCUGAGACAAGGUUUCCACACCGGUGUCUUUCACUGCGAGGGGCGAAUUCGAUAUGCAUCCAAGGAGUACGAUACGCGCGAUGGCCUUGUCGACUUGUAUCCAGGCCGUCAGCUAGCCGGUAACAAGGAACCUUCCUUCUACCUGCACGAGAUCAAUGCUCGGCCGGGUGGUUACUUCGUGAGUAGCGCUACGUUGUUAACGUACGGUGUUGACUACUACGCCAAUCAUAUACUUGCCGCUUUCGGCGACCUUGAUCGAUGCCGUGCGUUAAGCGUACCUUUCUCCCAUGGUCCUCAAUGGUGGCUCCAGGUGAUCAUCAUUCAGGAGGACAAAAUUGGUGUGAUGAAAACCCCGGACGCCGGCAAAGAGACGCUGGAACGGCAUGCGGAUCUACAUCAGGCCGUAGUAGAUUACAGGACGGCGAAGAAAAAGGGCGAUAAGCUACUUGGGCCGAGGGCUAAUAUUUUCAGCUACCUGGCAUACUUUUCUGUGAUGAGUAGGAAGAGCAGAGAGGACUGCCUUAGGUUGGGAGAGAAAGUACGAAGGAGUUUCACUUACGAGAUUGAGUGA
Molecule: messenger RNA, 2634 nt
Organism: Talaromyces stipitatus ATCC 10500
Lineage: Eukaryota; Fungi; Ascomycota; Eurotiomycetes; Eurotiales; Trichocomaceae
Product: oligopeptide transporter, putative
Exons: 9
Coding region: 1-2634 (877 amino acids)
Biological process (GO): transmembrane transport
Cellular component (GO): fungal-type vacuole; plasma membrane
Molecular function (GO): tripeptide transmembrane transporter activity; dipeptide transmembrane transporter activity
Source: RefSeq, a predicted model, not a curated record